CCUCCCGAACCCCUCUCACGACUUCUCAUCUCUCGCCUUCUCCAUCCAACUCCUCCUCUCACGCCCUCUCCGUCCAACUUCUCUCCGGAAAACCCCUCUCCGGCGAACCCCUCUCUGUAAACCUCCCCUCCGAAGUCCUCUCCGUCAACAAGAAGAGGAGCUCCAGGAUGCUCAACACGAAGAGGAGCUACGCGCAGUACCAUCUCGAAUUAGGGCAGUCGGACUUCCUCCUCCGCUCCUGCUCCGUCUGCGGGAUGAUGUACGCCCCCGGGGAUGAGUCAGACGAGAAGCUCCACGGGGAUUUCCAUAAGAAGUACUACGAAGGAAUUCGGUUCAAGGGCUGGCGCGAUGAGAGAGUUGUCUCGACGCCCAGCGGAGGCAAUUGCCGCAUCCUAUUGGUUCUCGACGGUGACUCCCCAUCGCACAAGCACAAGGUUAAGGAGGUGCUUACGAUCAUGGAGAAGGAACUUGGGUUCCAAAUAGUUCUCUGAGACGUUGCUUUGUUUAAUAAGGCUGCAUAUAAUAUUGGAGGGCAAGUCAUUACUGCCAACUGCAUUGAGUACUCCAUUUUGGGUUGUCGGACAUCUCGGAUGGGUCGUGUAUGAUCUUAAUUUGUAUGAUUAGAAAUUCAAUAUUCUUUAUCAUCAACUUCGUCGUGCCAAUAACUUCUAACUGUCGUUAUUGAUCUAAUCUGAAAUUGUAUGUUUGGUCUGAUCACU
Zingiber officinale is the source of this 719-nucleotide messenger RNA. Its product is annotated as protein CHROMOSOME TRANSMISSION FIDELITY 7-like. The record is from RefSeq and is a predicted model, not a curated record. Lineage: Eukaryota; Viridiplantae; Streptophyta; Magnoliopsida; Zingiberales; Zingiberaceae. Gene Ontology annotation, biological process: mitotic sister chromatid cohesion. Gene Ontology annotation, molecular function: protein-lysine-acetyltransferase activity. The transcript is spliced from 4 exons. The coding region runs from base 168 to 491 and encodes 107 amino acids. Gene Ontology annotation, cellular component: chromatin; nucleus.